UCAAACGCAAGAGACAACAAAACGCUGUCAGAAACGGUGCGCGUCACAUUCGGGGGGUCGCUGGCGAUUCAUUUCAGCGAACAGACCUGGGAGAGAAGGAAGGAGACGGAGAAAAACCAUGGACUGAGAAAGGAAAAAGCCGACGGCAUUCCGACACGGCAAUAAUCCAACCGUUAAAACAGCUGUUUGUCUCCAACCACCCCGCCCCCAACCGAGGGAAAAGUACAUUUUUUUCCACACUCUCUCUUCACCCCCACCCCCCCCCCCCCCCACCUUCUGCAGGAUCAAAAUGGAAAUUCUUCCUUGACAAACGGGAGAACGCCUAAGAAGCCACAAUGCGGUGAGGCUGAAAGUUGCACUGAUAUUUUAAUCUAAUCAAUAAGUGAGGGGGUUCUCGGCCAGCCCAGGGAUUGUGUGGCUGAAGAUGAUGCAGAAGCAGUUGCAGAGGGAUGAGGUUUACCGUUGGUUCGGUGAGUUGAAUUCUUCUCAGAGAGUGGAUUUCAUUUGCGGGCUACUCGAUCUCUGUAUCCCCCUGGAGCUUCGCUUCUUGGGCUCCUGCCUCGAGGACUUGGCCAAGAAAGACUAUCAUUCUCUCAGGGACUCGGAGAUCAAAGCGAACAACGUGGCUGACCUGGCCAGUUUGACGAACAUGACUGACGAAGUGGUCCGCAGCAAACUGAUCGUCUCCUUGGCCUUGCUGUGUUCCGACAACAGGGAGGCGUCUGGGGUCCUGUACCGCACCCUUACCCACAUCGAUUCCAUCAUCAACAACUAUGGCCUUCAGCUUCACGACAGGACUGGCGACGAAUUCCUGCUCUUGUUUACCAUGGCUUCCAACCAUCCUUCCUUUACCUUCCACCAGAAACAGGUUCUGAGGCAGGAGUUGCUAGAAAUCCAGAGGAUUAUCGAUAGUACUUCCAACACAAGGACGGUUCCUGUCACGGCUCCAACACCAGUUACGACUACAACCAAUUGGGACACUAGUUCGGCUGAAUGCAAGGUAAUGUACAAAGUAGAAAGCAGCGUACACUGUUUGGAGAAUGCAUUACAGACAUCAGCGCAUUCCUGUGAUGAAUCCUCCCAAAAACGGCCUUCCGGCAAGCAUUCAAGAAUAACCAUUGAGAGGAUAGAUGUAAGAGGAUUACAACACAAGAAGAAUGAGAAGACUGCUGAAUAUUACUUUGAGGUCCUGUGGUCAGAUUCUUCAAUGACACUCAUAACCAAGACCUAUCGGGAACUGAGAGAAUUUCUUUUAAAGCUUCCUCAAAUGUUCCCAGGUGAGAAUUUGGAAAAUUCCAUUCCAGAAACCACCAACCAUGACUGCUGUUAUACAGAAGAGAGAAAGUAUUCAGAUUUGGAACCAUAUCUCAGAUAUUUGAUAUCUUUGCCAUCUCAUGUGUUAAAAAACGAUUACAUACAGAAGUUCUUCUGCACUGCCAUACCCAAUCAUUCUGUUCAACACUUGAAUACCAACUCUAUACCAGUGAUGUUACAUAAAGCUAACACAAGCACUGGUGCAGCUGUAAGGCCAAUAUGUGGUGUAGCCAGCAUCCAGUGUUCCUAUAACACGGUGCAGCCAUCAAUCCCUGCUUCUUCAUGUUCCCAUUCAGUCAGCGGAAGCUCUGCGCCAGUCACUUGGCCACAUACGGAAAACUUGAAUCCACAGAAUCCAGAACAAAUUGGUAUCCUAGACUGGCUAAAGAAGUUACGUCUGCACAAGUACUAUCCUGUUUUUAAACAGCUCACAAUGGAUAAGUUCCUCAGUCUUACUGAAGAAGAUCUGAAUAAGUUUGAAACACUCACAUUAGGAGCGAAGAAAAAGCUGAAGAUGCAGCUAGAGCUUGAAAAGGAGAAGUCUGAGAAAAGAAAUAUCAAUAGUACGGGUCAGUCACCUGUUUCCAGUGCUGGUAUUGCACGGGUCACACCAACAAGUCAUUUUGGUCCCAUUCACUCGAUCCGCUGUAUCCCUAAUGCAGAACUCCGAGUGGAGGUAGAACAGCACAGUCGCAUGGGAAUUAAAGAUAGUGGAUCUUCCUCUGAAUAUUCCAGUUCACCAUCAAGUCCAAUAGGAAUUCAGGGAAGGGAGGAGAGUUCAGAUAGUGCAGAUGAAAAUGACAGACAUCCUGAGAACACAUUGGACAUUCAAAUAAAAGAAAAACCAGCAAUGUUAUCAACUCACCUGAGCAACCUAAAUACUGGCUCAUGGAGACCUACAGCACAAGUCUCUCCAGUGCAAAAUGAAACUGGAUUGGCUCACCCUAGCCAUGUAUCUUCUGCCGUUUCCACUGUACAGUUCAUGCCAGUGAUCUCUUCAAACAUUGCCCCCAGCCGAAUGCUAAAUUCUGUACGGAAAUCAGAAAGAGGUAGUUUUGAUAUGAAGCCUAUUACUGGAGUUUCUUCUCCAAUCCAUGCAAGUUCAUCUGUUGAUCUUGGAAGCAAACUUCAUGAAGGACCUGCCAGUAGCUUCAAAGUAGAGAAAAAGUUUGCCUCUCUUGGAGCCAUGGUUGUGGAUGUAAUGCCAACUUCUCCACUUCAGGCUUCCCAAAUAUCCACUAGUGUUAUGGAAAACAGUGGGAUUCCAUCUAAAGCUGUAAACUUUGGCAUUAGAACUAAAGUUGGACCUCCUUCCAUGGAUAGUACACCUAAAACAACUCCAUUAACAUUACCGAAAGUGGACACCAGUUCUUCCACUACAACAUCUAACCCUGCAUAUAACCUUCCUCAUGCUCCAAUGAAGCUUCUUGUCUCCUCCUCUAUUCCUACAGAAUCUAUGCUGGUGGGACAAACUGCCUAUAAUAGUGUUGUACAAGUUAAAAGUGUCUCACCUGCUGUAAUAAGUUCAAGGACAGUUCCUUAUUCAGCCAACACCAAAGUUGCCUUUUCAACAAUGCAGUGUUCACCUGUAACUUCCAUCUCUGGCCCUUUCUGUGCAAAUAAUAACAAUGCACCUGCCAAUAGUCACUCUUCUGUGUCCUUCACAAACAUUGUGAGUGUGCCAAAUUGUCCUAUUCCUAGCUCCAGCCCAACCCUCUCCUCUGUGGCUGAAAACAGUUAUAUUAACAGCAAUAAUGGUAGUGGUGGCUCAGGAAUGAAUGUCCCUAUGCAGCAGCAGCAGCAGCAAACUGGGUGUAAUGUGUGCAGUUCAUGUGGCUGCAGUGGAAACUGUGGUUCAAAUCCUGUUACAAUUAACUAUGCCAAUUACUUCCAAAGCCCAUUUUCAGGCCAUUCAGUGUUAACUUUUCCAAUUUUCCCAUUCAAUCCAUUAUGUAAUAGUGGUUACAUCAGCACCCAAUAUAACAACGGUACUGCCUUUCCCUAUCCAGUUGUUCCACCCCCUGCUUACAAUACUGGCUUGACUCCUGAUUCCAUCUUAAGUGGGCAAUCAAACUUUGUCAUGCCUCCCAUGCAAAAUUUCCUGGGUGGUACCACUGCAGUAUAUCAGACACAAAACAUGCUAGGAAGCACAAAUGGACCAGGACAUAAAAAGAAUGGGCAUAUUUCAUGCUACAAUUGUGGGGCUAAUGGACACCGAGCUCAGGAUUGCAAGCAGCCAGCUAUGGAUUCUAAUCAGCAAGGUACUUUUAGACUGAAGUAUGCCCCUCCAUCUGAACGUAUGGACUCAGCAGACUAGCAUUUGGAAAUAUGCAUUAGCAUGUAUCACAAUGUGCCAUUGAGUAAACCAAUAGCAGGUACAAAGAAAGAUGCAAAGAUGUUUCAUGGAUAUCUUGACCUGCUAAAUUAAUUUCCUGCUGUUUUUAUCCAAAGGUGCUUUUUUAAACAAAUUCUUAUACGGGAAUAGAAACUACACUACGCAUGCACUAGCUGUAAAUAUAACUGAGUUUCAAGAUGUAUUGGCUAAAACCAGAAUCAGUGUGUUUAGCUAAAAUUGUGCAAUGACAUUGCACGAAGAAAAUGGAAUGUAUCCAGAACUCUUAUAUAACUAUGGAUAUUCCUAUAAACUGUAACAAACAGCAGAACUAUUUUCGUUUUGAUAGCCUAUUGUACAGCUUUACAAGAAUGGAGAAAAGGGGGAAACCUCCAGAGGGAGGAACAAGAAACUUGAUGAAAUAAUUUGCUGUUACAUUUACAAUGCAAUAUUGAUGGAGCACAGCAGAGUUGACCAAAGCACUCUCAUCUGAUCACCAAGUUAGGGAAGACGUUUGGAAAACAUUGCUGAAAGAACAAAAAGACUCUUCCAUCUCUGAGAAGAUGCUUUGAGCCUAGAUUUGGCUGGGUGGGAAAGCUUAUAUUUGUUUUUGUAAGGUUCUUCAACUUGUAUAUUUUUAAGAAAGAGUCCUUUACAUGUAAAAAGAUGCAAACAAAUAUUUUUUUGUAAAGUAAGUGUGUUUUUUGUAGAAACAUUCUGUCAAGUUCUCCUGAAUCAAUUUGUCAUGUUUACAAGUAUUGUGCGUGCGUGCGUGUAUACAGAAGAACCUUUACACAUGUCCGUAUUUAAGGAGAGCAUUGAAUAUGUCUGUAUUUAAGGUGAACAUUGAACUAGUCCUGCAAUCUGUAACUUGGAUGAACUUGCAUUUCACACUAAGCAAAGUCAGUUUACUCUUCAGUGUGAAAAGGAAGCCUGUUGUUUUCUGUCAACAUGUGGAACAUGAAAAUUGAUGUUCGCUUAUCAUCCAUGA
Messenger RNA from Hemiscyllium ocellatum (epaulette shark), 4637 nucleotides. RefSeq names its product zinc finger, CCHC domain containing 14 (gene zcchc14). Lineage: Eukaryota; Metazoa; Chordata; Chondrichthyes; Orectolobiformes; Hemiscylliidae. The record is from RefSeq and is a predicted model, not a curated record. The transcript is spliced from 13 exons. Gene Ontology annotation, molecular function: nucleic acid binding; phosphatidylinositol binding; zinc ion binding. Bases 425 to 3631 code for a protein of 1068 amino acids.